Molecule: messenger RNA, 4681 nt
Organism: Rhipicephalus microplus (southern cattle tick)
Lineage: Eukaryota; Metazoa; Arthropoda; Arachnida; Ixodida; Ixodidae
Product: sodium-dependent proline transporter-like
Biological process (GO): amino acid import across plasma membrane; nitrogen compound transport; sodium ion transmembrane transport
Cellular component (GO): plasma membrane
Molecular function (GO): glycine transmembrane transporter activity; amino acid:sodium symporter activity
Source: RefSeq, a predicted model, not a curated record
UCGCGCGUCGUCUGCUUCUCCGGGGCGCUUGUUUCGUGGUGGAGCGCAAGACGCUACUCUCGUCUAGGUAGCGUCGUCGUUUGGUGAACCUUCUCGUUAAAAAAAAAAAAUUAGGCUACGUUUGGGCGGGUUCGAACCUCAGCGAGGCAAGACGGAGCGCUACAGUGAAGGAUUUCGCUUGGACCACAGACGGGCAUCAUGGUUAAAAGAACAGAUGAGGGCUCGGGGGUUGAUUCAUUGUCGACUUCGUGGACAGCCGACUCCUUCCCUGACGCUUCUCACGAGAUGAAACUGGACGUGCCCACGUUCAUCAAUCCGGGUUUUCAAGACGACGAGAAGAAAGCCAUUGAAGCCAACGGCCACACAAAUGGCACCGUCGCGAAUGGCGCUGCUUACAACCACCCUCCUAUGGAGCUCAAGCCUGUCGCUGACGACGAAAAGUCUUCGCCGACCAUCGAGAGAGGUCAGUGGGGCAGCAAGGCCGAGUUCAUCCUGUCCUGCAUCGGUCUCUCCGUGGGAAUCGGCAACAUCUGGAGGUUCCCUUUCCUGGCCUACCAGAACGGAGGAGGCGCUUUCCUUCUGCCGUACAUCAUUCUCAUGCUACUUGUGGGCAAGCCCAUGUACUUCAUGGAAGUCGCCGUCGGUCAGUUCACCAGCCUCGGCCCGAUGUCGGUGUGGAGGUGUCUGCCCAUCGCCAAGGGCGUGGGAGCAGCCAUGGUUGUCGUGUCGCUCAUCGUGGCCGUCUACUACAACGUCAUCCUGGCCUACACCGUGUUCUACAUGGCUCAGAGCUUUCGCUCGGUGCUUCCCUGGCAGGACUGCUUCGAGUGGUGGGGCGCCGACCCGGAGACCUGCUACGUGCGCACCAGUAACGUGGAGCGCUGCGUGUCGGUGGAAGGAAACCUGGUGCGAGAGUACAUGAACAUCACCAACGUGACAAACGGCGUUCUCAUAGUGGCCAACAACAUGACAGCCGUCGUUCCCACCGAUGUCUUCACUUCCAGAUACGACAACUGCACCAACGCGACCCAGACCGCCAGUCAGCAGUUCUGGGAGCGUUACGUGCUGAACAUCACCAGUGGUAUCGAUGACUUGGGCGUCAUUCGCUGGGACCUUAGCCUGUGCCUGUUGGCCAGCUGGGUCGUCGUCUUCCUGUGCCUCAUGAAGGGAGUCAAGUCCACCGGAAAGGUCGUGUACUUCACGGCGACGUUUCCCUAUCUCGUGCUGAUCAUUCUGCUCGUCAAGGGAGUCACCCUUCCGGGAGCCGUGGAAGGAAUCAAGUACUUCAUCAUUCCCGAGUGGCACAGACUCCUUGAGAUCGAAAUUUGGCGCAAGGCAGCAGAGCAGCUGUUCUAUUCGCUCGGCAUCUCUUGGGGAGGCAUCAUCAUGUUCGGCUCGUACAACAAGUUCAGCAACCCAGUGCACAGAGACGCUCUGUUCGUGAGCACAAUGGACUUCAUCACGAGCAUCAUCGGCGGCAUAGUCAUCUUUUCGGUGCUUGGCAACAUGUCCACCGAACUAGGCAUCGACAUCAAGGAGGUCGCCAAGGCUGGUCAAGGCCUUGCAUUCGUGGCAUACCCGGAGGCACUGUCCAGACUCGUCGUUCCCCAGCUCUGGUCCUUCCUCUUCUUCUUCAUGCUCUUCCUGCUCGGAUUAGACAGUGAGUUCGCGCUGCUGGAGACCUUCCUGACCGCAUUCUACGACGAAUUUCCGAGGUCCAGGCGGUACAAGGUUCCUCUCACCUUCGGAAUCUGCGUGCUGUGCUUCCUCGUCGGUCUGCCCUGCGUCACACAGGGUGGGCAAUACGUCCUGAAUCUUAUGGACACCUACGCUGGAGGAGGCGCUGUUCUGUUCAUCGCCAUUUGUGAAAUCGUAGGGCUCAUGUGGUUUUACGGUGUGAACCGCUUUUGCGCCGAUCUGAAGCUCAUGCUGGGGCACGACAUCGGCUGGUACUGGAAGGCAAGCUGGCUCGUCUUCUCGCCCUGCAUCCUCGGGUUUCUGUUCAUCUACGGUCUAGUCAAGCACAAACCAAUCAUGUACGACGACAUCGUGUCCUACCCGACGUGGGCCGAUGGCAUCGGCUGGCUCCUGGCCAUGCUGUCCAUGGCACAGAUCCCCAUCUGGGGCACAGUCAUGCUGCUCAAGAACUGGAAGAAUCCCAGAAAGGCAUUCCAGCCAGAGCGAAAGUGGGGCCCCGGAGACCCCGUCGAGAUGCAGCUCUACCACGCCCAUAACGGCGGUGUCACGAACCUCGGCUUCCAGGGCAGCGACACCUACCGCUACUGAUGAACCAAAGACGUCCUUCGUAUGCCACUGUCACGCUCCCACUAAUGCGGCACUGGCUGCGACAAUAACCAUAUAGGCUCAAACACGCGACGCCCAUUCGUAAGCUGCAGGGCUCCCGACAGGGUACAGUUUUGCCACACAGCUAUAAUCUUCGGCAUUCUUGUGUAAUGAUGAAGAUUAACACAUUUACGACUGCGGUAGGGUUAUUACCAGAAACGCCCGUUUCGUGAUUCGUGCGUUCUGUAUAGCGUUCCUGGCACUACAAAGCAUCGGGUACGCAGCGCUCAAGUGAUCUUACACACGCACCAGAUUUAUUCGAAUAUUGAAUCCAAGAGAUCGCAUUUGGUUUCAUUACCUCAGCACAUUCAAACAAUACGAGAGACUAUGGUCAUGCAGUAGCGUUCCUGGCGCAAAGGUAGUGAGCCCCUAGUGCGCAUCAUCAAAGUAUUAGCACAUGCUCACAAAGCAUUCAUUAGGAAAAAUAGCGGUCGCAGUAUUAAUGCGCAUUACUAAUGAAGAUUGCCACUGUGUGACAGAAUUGCUCCUAAACGAAGGUGUAAGUUAUAAGAGCGAAAGAAACGUUAUUCGGAAAUACAUGUAACCAUCAGCACUGUCACAAUGUUGCUCACAUCAAAUGUUGCACAAAUAUCAUUCACAAAAACUAACACAAUCAUUGAAGGCGACGUGAGAGACUGUGCUUGUGUAACAAGACUCUGACGAACAUGUGGCACGUUUGUAUGUGUCUGUCGCGGGCUUUCUGUACAUAGUCUACAGAACGACAUAGUGUGCACUUGUCUGCAGUGUAGAGCACCUACGUGAGGUGUUCCACGUUAAGCAGAAAAGAGAGGAAGAGGCGCGGUGAUUCCGUCCCCAUAGUGUACCUGACUUCACGGUAAAUGCACGUCGUUUGGCGUUGCUUUCAAUGGCCAAGUAGCGUGCGAGUCUUUUGUCGGGGUCCCACUCUCAAAGCCCAUCAUGUGCGACUCCGGACGCACACAAAAUGUAUAAAAGGUGUGAACGUUUCACUACUCUGACAUCACGCACUCGCAUUCAAAAAAAAAAAAACAUUGCGCCACGUUGUACGUUUUACACUGAACGUUUUCCGUAAAUUUUCAACGUGAAACACGAUUCCGUGAAACAUUUCCGUAAACCGUCCACGUAAAAGCUGCUUCUUUGAAACUUGCCGUGAAACUCUUCCGCUACCACUUCGGUGCGGUUCCCUUUCUGUCACUUGAUCCUGCAUGUCAGCUACGACGUUUACUGGGCCGAAUGCGCAGCGACUUCCUGUUAGGAGGCAACAAAUGUGAUUCCUGAGGGCACCAUAGUGCACCUGCACGCUGGAGACAUAGUUCUGGACUUGGGCAUUGGAAUAACGUAAGCUUUUCAAUCGAUCCAGUUACUUGUACCACUUAAUCACUUUUCAUCGCCGCAUGAUGUUCAAUCAAGUGCCCACCGUCAGUCAGUCACGUUUGCCUUCUGUUCGAGCAUAUUGUUUGUAAGUUACACCUAAUUAUUCACGAUGUGCCUCAUCAUGACGAAUCAUUUGCAUUUCACGUAUUUCAAUUGCUUCAUCUAUGUCACUUGUACUUAUUGCGAUAUUUAGUCUACGCUGGUCGGAGCACGGAGUGACGACGGCUCGUGCAGUGCUUUUCCAACGCCGCAGGAGUACUCCCUUGCCCGUUCUGUACUAGUCUGUGUGUUUUGCGGCUGAAGCCAAAGCCAAAGCCAGCCCUUAAAGCGGUUCUUAUACUGACUUUGUGCUCCACUGGCCAUAUUAGUUUUUGUUGUAUUUCUAUAUGUUUUUACCCAUGCGAAUCGAGAUGAUUUUUAGCCUUUGAGUGAUAUUUUACCUCAAUCAUUAGGGACCUCACUGUUCGACGAACCUUGUCAUCGCUGAAGAUAAGCAGGGAAUUGGAAACCUACAGACAUCCAAUGGACUGCUGUGUUUAUGUACUAAUGAGUGACAAAGGACAUCACCCUCAUAACGGCACCUUAUUGGACUUUGGUUUCUGUACUUUGAAUCAUGUAUAAGAAGUGUUCCAAACCGAAGUCCUCUUACAACUUGAUAUUGAAAUUCAGUGCACCCGUAAUGUUGCCUUGCUAAAAUCGCCGCACAAUUGUUUAUCUUGAGCAAAAGCGACGUUGAUUCUCUGAUAGCGAACACGUUUCUUCUUUAAAGGAUUCUUGGCAUUUCGUUAACACGUACGCUGUUUUUACACGUUUUCCGAUGUCCGGUCGCGCGCAGGUUCGCGCGAUUUAGCAGCUAGGAAACACAAGAUUAAUGUAUGUACAUAGAUGUAAGAUAUGCAUGUCUAUUGACCUAUUUAUUUUUGGUGUUUGAUUGUCUUAUUGAAUGAACUUUAAUGGCAAAUAUAUAGUGUUCCUAAAUAAACUA